Rhopilema esculentum is the source of this 3206-nucleotide messenger RNA. Its product is annotated as mitochondrial enolase superfamily member 1. Gene Ontology annotation, biological process: carbohydrate catabolic process; amino acid catabolic process. Gene Ontology annotation, molecular function: L-fuconate dehydratase activity; magnesium ion binding. Lineage: Eukaryota; Metazoa; Cnidaria; Scyphozoa; Rhizostomeae; Rhizostomatidae. The record is from RefSeq and is a predicted model, not a curated record.
ACUCAUCUGUACGAAAAAGCGUGUUUUAAGAACUUAUUGCAAAAGAAUUUUACAAAAUUUAAAUGUGCAGUUACGGCACAUCUACUCCGUACCAACCAAUCGGGGAUCAUAUGGUGUUUUUCUGGCGUUUAAAACAAUAGGGGGAAUGCUCUUUCAUGUGAUCAGAUUCACUAGGGCGCAAAGGUGAUGGUGAUUGCCUUGAAAAUUGGACUAGGCCGCGUGCAAGUAGUUUUACUUGUUGCCUUCUUUUCAGAUUUUAUGGAAAAAAUAAUAAAUUUUUUAGUAUAGUUAGUGUUACUAGUAAAAUGACUUAAGGAAUUAUAUGCAGGGAGUAAAGGUCAUUGUACAGUGUGACCGAGAGGACCUUUGAACUUGUUUCAGAUUUUAGGCCCAUUUGUUUGUGUAGGUACGCUUGCACCAGCAAAGAGUGAAGAAGCUCUACCUCUAAAAUGGUGGUUAUAACAGCCGUAGAAGUUGUAGAUGUAAGGUUUCCAACUUCACUGGAACUUCAUGGCUCUGAUGCAAUGCACAAGAGCCCAGAUUAUUCUGCAGCCUAUGUUACUUUACACACAAACCGAGGUAAAAAAGGACAUGGAAUUGGUUUUACUCUGGGAAAAGGAACAUGCCUAGUUGUUCAGGCAGUGGAGCUUCUAAAGCCCUUGGUUGUUGGUGUUGAGUUUGAAGAAAUAAAAAACAAUUUCAGACAGUUCUGGAAGGAUAUGACCAAUGAAGAUCAACUUCGCUGGCUUGGGCCAGAAAAAGGAGUUAUUCACAUUGCAACAGCAGCUAUUGUCAAUGCCCUUUGGGAUCUAUGGGCCAAGAUAGAGAACAAACCAUUAUGGAAGCUAGUGGUUGACAUGGAACCAGAGCAGCUUGUUUCAACUAUUGAUUUUACUUAUAUCUCAGAUGUCAUUACAGAGCAAGAAGCUAUUGAAAUGUUGAAAACAAAACAACCCGGAAAGACCGAAAGAGAAAAGUACCUUAGAAUCAAUGGCUACCCAGCAUACACAACAUGCGUGGGCUGGAUGGGCUACAGCGAUGAAAAGAUCGUGGAACUGUGUCGGGCGAGGCUGAAAGAAGGAUGGACCAGCUUCAAGGUGAAAGUUGGUGCUGAUAUAGAUGACGAUGUUAGGAGAUGUAAACUUGUCCGACAAGAAAUUGGCUGGGACAAUAAUUUGAUGAUGGACGCCAAUCAGAGGUGGGAUGUCGAUGAAGCAAAGCAACGAAUGUCUGUGCUUCGCCAAUUCAAACCGUUGUGGAUUGAAGAGCCGACCAGUCCGGACGAUAUUUUAGGCCAUGCUGCUAUAGCAACACAUUUAAGAGAGGCUGGAGUUGGGGUUGCAACAGGCGAGCAUUGUCAAAACAGAGUUAUCUUCAAGCAGCUUAUGCAAGCAAAUGCUAUCAGUUUUUGCCAGAUAGACAGCUGCAGGGUUGGUGGGGUCAAUGAAAACUUGGCAAUUAUUCUUAUGGCUGCAAAAUUUGGAGUUCCAGUUUGUCCUCACGCCGGUGGUGUUGGCCUGUGCGAAAUGGUGCAGCAUUUGUCCAUCUUUGAUUACAUCUGCGUCUCUGCUGACUUGGAAAACCGGAUGAUUGAGUAUGUUUCUCACUUGCACGAACAUUUUGAGGACCCUGUGAACGUGAAGAAUGGAACUUAUCACAUACCGAAAUUGCCAGGCUAUGGCUGCCAGAUGAAACCAAAAUCUAUAUGGGACCAUACAUACCCUACUGGACGAGUGUGGACAAAGUUACUGAAUAAAGAUGAGAGCCCUACAGUUUCUGAGUAAUGGACCAAGGCAAAGGCAGAUGAAUGAAAUGGACGUAUGAAUCAAGGAGCUUGCAUAAAGCAAAGAAUAUCAAGGUAUGAUAAAAAGUAUUUAAUGAUAGAAGGAAUGUCGUUAAGGCUAAAACGUAUUUUGACAUUUCGAAGGAAAAUAUUCCAAUUUCGGUGUAAUUACAUCGUAAUUUUGUAGCUUUGAUGCAGGAAAGUUCUCUAUUCUUUUACCUUAGUAUGUACAAUUCUUCUUCAUAUCUGUAAAUUGUGAGUCGAAAAGUCACUGUUCUGUUCAGCUCAGAAUUUUGUCCUGCUUUGGUGAUUUUUGCAGCAUAGAAUUUUUUCUUUAGGUUGUCUUCUCACUUGAUUCGGUCUUAUCGAGCGGCUACAGUGAAACAGGUCGAUAAAAAAACGAAUCGCAAAUACGCGAGCUCUACCCGCGCAAUUCAGUUGAAGAUCUUCUGAGCGACUUGUCACGUUCGCCGAUGCGACGUCUGUUUCGUUGUAAUGCUUUCACCAAAAUUGUGCAAAUAGUAGCAUCCGGCUUUCAGAGUGACGCCUUAAAAGCUGAAUAACUUUUUUUCAACAUUGAACCUGCAAAAAGAAGCAUAGACAGAAACCCACAGGGACGUUAGAUGGGGGCCCAGAAAGACGCUGUUGCCAACUAACAGUUUAACUUCUCAGUUUCUCCCUCCCGCUCUGUUUAGCUGCAGCGCUUUGUAGCUACCACUAGUCGUUCCCACCUAAAAACUCUCCUUUGCGUGUCGAUUCCUUUUCCAUCUCUGUUGUAUUCUUAUGAAGAUUAUAUUUCAACGUGCUGAUGGUAGCUUAAUCGCCAAAAUCUUCCUAUUUCUUUAUCCUAUUUGAAAAGGUUCUUCUUUGAUUACUUUUUGAAAUUUUUAAUAAUUUUGCAACUGCGAUUAUAUUUUAUCGUUUAAAUUAUCCUAAAAUACUGUAAAGCUUUUGAAUGCAUUGAGAAAGUAAAUAACAAAUGCAAAUAGAAAUAAGCUUAAAAAAAGUUGCUCUUUGCUGUAACUCCGUCUUUUACAAAUGUUGACAUCGUUUAUUUUAUAUUUUGGAGAAUCUACAAAUAAUUGUUCUACUAUUCAACAUUUUACUUUUAGGAAAUUGUUAUAAAAGAUUUCUGUAAUAUAUGCAAUCGAUUUUUCUUAGCGUAUAUUUUAUAUAAGAGAGAAGUUUAUGAAAUUGUGAAUAUUUAAGGGAGAAUUGAUUAAUAUGCGGUAUUGAAUUUAUAUAUAUUAUUUUUUUAAUUUAGAUGUUUACUCUACAAUCUAGCUUUCUUGCUGAUUUUCUUAUUAGUAGUGAUUCAACCCAGCAGAAACUAAAAUAAGUAAAUAAUAUUGUUGAAACUUGGAUGCAUAGUGAAAUAAGUAAAUAUAGUGAAACAUUGAAACUACCUUUGGACAGUCUAGAA